Antrostomus carolinensis (chuck-will's-widow) is the source of this 360-nucleotide messenger RNA. RefSeq names its product VPS28 subunit of ESCRT-I (gene VPS28). Gene Ontology annotation, cellular component: ESCRT I complex. The transcript has 4 exons. Gene Ontology annotation, molecular function: protein-containing complex binding. NCBI's taxonomy places the organism in Eukaryota, Metazoa, Chordata, Aves, Caprimulgiformes, Caprimulgidae. The annotation marks the transcript as partial. Gene Ontology annotation, biological process: protein transport to vacuole involved in ubiquitin-dependent protein catabolic process via the multivesicular body sorting pathway. The record is from RefSeq and is a predicted model, not a curated record.
GUUCCGGUUCCGGUCCCGGUCCAGGAGGUGAAGCUCUACAAGACGGCGCGGGAACGGGAGAAAUACGACAACAUGGCCGAGCUCUUUGCGGUGGUGAAGACGUUGCAGGCUCUGGAGAAGGCCUACAUCAAAGACUGCGUCUCUCCUAACGAGUACACAGCCGCCUGUUCCCGUCUCUUGGUCCAGUUCAAAGCUGCCCUGAAGCAAGUCCAGGGCUCGGAGAUCAGCUCCAUCGAUGACUUCUGCCGGAGAUUCCGGCUGGAUUGUCCCUUGGCCAUGGAGAGGAUCAAAGAAGAUCGACCCAUCACUAUCAAAGAUGACAAGGGGAACCUCAACCGCUGCAUCGCCGACAUCGUCUCC